Messenger RNA from Aspergillus ibericus CBS 121593, 1309 nucleotides. Its product is annotated as M24 family metallopeptidase. NCBI's taxonomy places the organism in Eukaryota, Fungi, Ascomycota, Eurotiomycetes, Eurotiales, Aspergillaceae. The transcript has a single exon. The coding region runs from base 413 to 1102 and encodes 229 amino acids. The record is from RefSeq and is a predicted model, not a curated record.
GUCUACCUCUAGUAUCUUCCUAGUAAUAGUAUGAUCCAGCUAGGAACGAGACACCCCGCAGUGUGACAUCAUAAUCAUAUAGCAGAAAGUUGCUGAGCCGUCACCGAGGGAGACAAUAUUGACAAUCAACCGCGCGAUAUUGGUCAUAUCAGGGCCCACCGAGGAUCUCAUGUCUUCUGGAAGCCCGAGGGCGACAUCGGAUGGCAACGGGCCGCUAUUCCCCUUCCAGAUGACUGACUCGACUGAGAACCCCGCACGACUGACUCGACAUCCUGACUGAGGGACAGGCAACAACGAAUGAUGUCUCAUCGUUCUUCUAAUUACCCCUGCAGCUAUAUAAAUAAGAGCUUCCUGCUGACCUGAUAGUUUGUCACCCAUCGAAUCCUAUUUCUAAGAUCAAUCUCAGUCCAAAAUGACCAGCGCAGAAAGCGAACGCGCCGCAUAUCUUCUCGACGCUCAAAACAAAGCCGUCCAGUUAUUUGAAGAGAUCGGACGAAAUCUGAUCCGUCCCGGUGUCAGUGAAAAGGUCCUCAGUCAAGAGAUUCACGAACUCGGUGCGAAGCGCCAUGGGGUUCGGACGCACUGGCAUAAACGGGUUGUCCGCAGCGGACCCAACACCUUGAGUCCUUUCGCCGAAAACCCUCCGGAUCGCAUCAUCCAGCCGGACGACAUCCUCGUCAUCGACCUUGGGCCAGUAUUUGAGGAGUGGGAGGCGGAUUUUGGACGCACAUAUGUUCUGGGAGAUGACCCGGCGAAGAUUAAGUUGCGGGAUGCGCUGGAGCCCAUCUGGCAUGCUGUCAAGGGGCGCUUUCGCGAGAACCCGGAUAUGACUGCGGAGGAGUUGUAUGCCAUCUCCUGUGAGGCGGUCGAACAAGCGGGAUGGGAUUUUGGUGCUCCCAUCGCGGGUCAUCUGGUUGGGUCUUUUCCGCAUGAGAGGAUCCCGAAUGACAAGAUUAGUCUGUACAUUGCCAAGGGGAAUAAUGAGAAGAUGAUGGUUCCGGGGCGUGAUGGGCACAUACGGCAUUGGAUUUUGGAGAUUCAUAUCCAUGAUCGGGCUCGUGGAUUCGGUGGUUUCUGCGAGCAGUUAUUGACCGUUGAUUGAGCACCAGUAUCCAGGAUUGAGUGGCAGAUGAAGAGGAUAUAUAAUCUUGGUGCUCAUAUUAGUCUCUAAGCUUGGCUAUCUUAUCAGUAUAUUCAUUGCCAGAAUCCGAUACCUAGAGCAUGCAAAUGACGUGAUCUGACGAUGAAGCUGAACGGAGUCUGCUGCAACACAAGCGCAUCAUAUCCAUGAUUCAUUCUCCGAAUAAAC